GACACAGAGCCCCGGGUCACCCAUGAGGCUAGAGGCCGCAGCCAGGAUGGAUCUGUUCAGGAAGCUAUGGAAGGCGAGGAAGCUGAUCGUCGUGGUGUUCAUCCCGCUGUUCCUGCUUCCCUUACCGCUCAUCCACCCCACCAGCGAGGCAUGCUGUGCGUACGUGCUGAUGGUGACAGCUGUCUACUGGGUGUCUGAGGCUGUUCCACUGGGUGCUGCUGCUCUCGUACCCGCCUUUCUCUAUCCGCUCUUUGGGGUGCUUAAAUCCAGCGAGGUUGCAGCAGAGUAUUGUAAGGACACCACUCUGCUGCUGAUAGGGGUCAUCUGCCUGGCAGCCUCCAUAGAGAAGUGGAACCUGCACAAACGAAUUGCCCUACGCAUGGUGAUGAUCGCAGGGGCCAAGCCCGGCAUGUUGGUGCUGGGCUUCAUGUGCUGCACAGUGUUUCUCUCCAUGUGGCUCAGCAACACUUCCACCACCGCCAUGGUGAUGCCCAUAGCCGAGGCUGUCCUGCAGCAACUCAUCUGCACUGGCCUGGCUGACAGCCAUGCCGACUCUGAAACCGCUGAGCCCCCCGAUGAUGACGGUGCUGCUUCAGACAAAGAAGAGAACCUGGACAAAAACCAGUUAGAGCUGCUCUAUCGCAACGACAGUAGUGACUGCACUAAAGAGGAGCUCUCUACACUAAGUGAGGUCCAGACUGGUGAGGUCAAUGGUUUGGGUCCGCAGCCUGUCUCUAACCAGUCUAACCUGAUGACCACCAUCAGACACACCAAUGGACAUCUGCCCCAGGCCGCAAUCGAAAUCCCAAACGUGAAGCGGGUGAAGGCCAGGAGGGACUCGCAGUAUCCCACCAAGAGGGAUCACAUGAUCUGCAAAUGCCUGUCGCUCAGCAUCACCUACGCUGCCACAAUCGGCGGUCUCAUCACCAUCACCGGCACGUCAACCAAUCUCAUCUUUGCCGAGCAGUUUAACACUCGUUAUCCAGAUGCGAAGGUGAUAAACUUCGGCACGUGGUUCAUCUUCAGCUUCCCCAUCGCCAUCAUCAUGCUGGUCCUCACCUGGCUCUGGCUUCACUUCCUAUUCCUUGGCUGCAACUUCAGGGAAACAUGCUCAUUGAGUAAGAAAAGGAAAACCAGGAGAGAGAUGAUGUCAGAGAAGAGGAUCCAGGAGGAGUACGAAAAACUGGGACCCAUCAGCUACCCCGAGGUGGUGACCGGCGUUUUCUUCAUCCUGAUGACUCUGCUGUGGUUCACCAGAGAGCCAGGUUUCGUGCCCGGCUGGACGUCCCUUUUUGAAAAGAAAGGCUACAGGACCGAUGCAACAGUGUCUGUCCUUCUGGGCUUCCUGCUCUUCCUCAUCCCUGCCAGGCGACCCUUCUCCCCCUCCUCCUCCUCCAGAUAUGCAAACACAGGUGACGAUGACCCACUGGCUCCCAUGAUCACCUGGAAGGACUUUCAGAGACUGAUGCCAUGGGAGAUCGUCAUCCUGGUGGGAGGAGGCUAUGCCCUGGCUGCUGGUUGCAAGGUGUCAGGUCUGUCAGUGUGGAUCGGCAGACAGCUGGAGCCCAUGAGUGGUCUUCCUCCCUGGGCCGUCACCCUGUUAGCCUGCCUGCUGGUGUCAGCGGUCACAGAGUUCGCCUCCAACCCAGCAACUCUCACCGUCUUCCUGCCCAUCCUGUCAGCACUGUCAGAGACUCUGCAGAUCAACCCCCUGCACACUUUGAUCCCUUCCACCAUGUGCGUGUCAUUUGGGGUCAUGCUUCCAGUGGGGAACCCCCCCAACGCCAUCGUCUUCAGUUACGGACACGUGCAGAUCAGUGACAUGGUGAAAGCUGGUUUUGGGGUGAACCUGAUCGGCGUGGCGGUGGUUAUGUUGGCCAUCACUACGUGGGGAGUUCCCCUCUUCAACUUGACUGAGUUCCCAGCCUGGGCAGUGGCCAGGAACGUCACCGGGAGCUUAUAACCACUGCUGGGGUGGGGUCAACGGGAGGAAGAUGGGAUGAAUCAGUAAAAGACAGAAAGAGAAAAUGAUAUGUGAAGAGGACGGUCAUUAACCUCCUUGAUAGACUGAUUAAACUGGAUCUGAGGGAGGAAGAAGGAUGGAGGGAAGGAGGAGAAGAAGAGGAGAGUGAAAAACCAUUACCUGUUGCUUAGAUUUAAUACUUAGGAUUCUAUAUUUUUGUUGGCCAGAAGAGGGAAUGCAUAAUGCCUUUGUCAAAGUGGCCACUGUGUGGAGCUCUGACCGCCAGCAGAAACACUUUUCUUCUACUUCUUCUUCUUUUUUUUUUUUUUUUACCUCCGUUAACAAAGUUUGAUGGAGAUCAAAUCACUGAAGAUAUUACGAAAACACUACAACAUAUUUGUGGUGAUCGAGAACUGAGAUUUUGUUUCAUGAUUUUUUUUAAAAUAGACACUUUUUAGAAGCUACCUGGGAAGUCUUUUCAGAGUCACAUCACGCCUCGGUCUGUGGAUUUUUUCACGUUUAGUUAGAAAUAAUAAUAAGCUGUAUGGACACUGGAGAAAAGCCUCUCUUUACUGCACACUUGCUGAACUUCUGCUGCACUUAGAUGUGUUGCUGUAUAACCAGAUCACACUGCAACAUGGUGGGCUGGUGACAAGUUACUGAGAAAAGAACGAGCUGACUGUUGUAUUAAAGCAAGAGUUCACGAAAAGAGGCUUCUGCUGUGGCUGAUAAUGUACUGUAUACAACUUUCAGAUGAACCCAGUGUCUAUAUGAUCUGCUUCUAAAGAUAUUACAGCUUGUGUACAUUUAGCAACACAUUGAAAGUGUGCACACAAUCCAUAGACAUUCUUAGCUGCUAUAUACAUUGCUUUACAAAUCUAGGCCUCUUAAUAUCUGCCUGAUGUCUUUACCAAAGUUUCUGAAGCUAAUUUUCAUCAUACUGUGAACAACAAAGCGCCUUACAGUACCACUAGUGCCUUCACCACAUCACUGUCUGUCAUAUUACUCUUUUAGCAUGACUGUCUCUCGUGGAAUCCAACCUGUAACUCUGACAGUGUUGCUUCAUGUGGUAUCAGAGCAGUGCAGGAACUCGGUUCACUACGACCUUUUUCUCAGCCAUGUUUCUGUACCUGAUACCAACACAAUAUUAAGAAUGUAAACUGUACUGUAUUUAAGGUAAAGAAAGUCGUACCAUCAUGUAUUUUAUGCUGACUCCAUUUCUGAGCUUUUACUUAAAGUGUCUUGCAUUUUGGGGUUUUGUAGACCAGAGGGGUUAGACACAGUCUUACUAUUAUUCUGUGUAUUCAUGUGGGUGCUUUGGACUCCACAAAUAAGGCUCCUAACUGUGUUCUUCCUAAUCCUAUUUCUCAGUGUCAUAAAAUCUGAGAAAAUUGUACCAGCUGAGUUCUUGAGCUAUGCCAAUAUAAAGAGCUUUAACCAUGAAAAUGUGAUUCUGUUAGUAGAAAACACUUAAGCUUUUUUCAAAAAUCAAUGAAACAAGAAUUAUGACAAAAAAAAGAGAGGAAAAAAAUGAAUGUGUUACAAGUUAAGUAACACAAAUGUCAUGUUGGAGGUGAGGUUUCUCUCCUGGCAUGUGAACGCAGAAAGUUUUGGGAGGUUUCAAAGUCCCUCCAAGUUCUGUGGAGUGUUUGAGUGUUGAAUGCAGCGUCCAAAGCUUUGAAGGAAGACGGACAGAGCGAGGGUUGUACCGUACAGGAGUUUGUUCAAUCAACUCUCAAAUCACAUUAACUGUUGUCUGGUGGUGAAAAGGUUUGCACAUAACUUUCACUGUACUGUGCAAAAAUAUUAAAGAUAUGCUUUAUAUUUUUACACAAUUUUUAAAUGUAAUUUGUGGCUUUUUUUUUUUUAUAUAUUAUUGCAUGAGAGGUUUAGGUCCUAGCGUAGGCAGAAUCAAAAGCCUGUGCAUUUCUUGUGUAAUUUAUUCAGUUCUACUGAAUGUUUCAUACAUCUUGAUGGUGUUACAGCAGUGACUUUUGACCCAGGGGCCACACUCCUUUGUACAUAUACAGAUUUGUAAUAUAAUGUGCCUUUGUCUGUUGCCAAAUGAGCUGUAAUAUUCCUAAAUGAUAUCUUGAUAUUUUAAUUCAUAUCCAACUCAAACGAAAACUAGAGUUAGGAUGAUACAACAUUACAAACAACAACAACAACAAUAAAACAACUAAAAGCAC
Larimichthys crocea (large yellow croaker) is the source of this 4152-nucleotide messenger RNA. It is a transcript of the gene slc13a4, whose product is annotated as solute carrier family 13 member 4. Gene Ontology annotation, biological process: transmembrane transport. Gene Ontology annotation, cellular component: plasma membrane. The transcript is spliced from 16 exons. Bases 23 to 1963 code for a protein of 646 amino acids. NCBI's taxonomy places the organism in Eukaryota, Metazoa, Chordata, Actinopteri, Sciaenidae. The record is from RefSeq and is a predicted model, not a curated record. Gene Ontology annotation, molecular function: transmembrane transporter activity.